This is a messenger RNA of Asparagus officinalis (garden asparagus), 1074 nucleotides long. RefSeq lists its product as uncharacterized. The transcript is spliced from 3 exons. The record is from RefSeq and is a predicted model, not a curated record. The coding region runs from base 1 to 1074 and encodes 357 amino acids. Lineage: Eukaryota; Viridiplantae; Streptophyta; Magnoliopsida; Asparagales; Asparagaceae.
AUGGAUGUCAGAUCAAUAUUUCGUAAUACAGAAGAACUGUAUGGCGAGCAACCGCGACAAAUGAAGUACGCGACGUCUAGGAAUUUGUUCCAGAUAAAAAUGACUGUGGAAUCUUCUGUUGGGGACCAUGUCCUCAAAAUGAUCACCUAUGUCAACGAGCUUGAACUUUUGAACGCGGGUCCAGAUGCAUAUAGAUAUACGGACAUCAUUCUGCAGUCCUUGACACCAGCCUACUCCCGAUUCAUAUCACAGUUCUUGAUGAUGGAUCUGAAGCCCACUCUUCCUGCCCUGCUUAAUUUGUUAAGGCAAGAGGAAAGUUCUAUGAAAAAAGGACAAACACCAGCCUUGGUUAUAGGAAAAUCUUCUUCCACUUCUAGCAAACUAGUUGCUAAGAAAAAGAGAAUGAAGAAAACUACUAAACCAAAGAAAUGUGUUAAGAAGGCUGUCAAGAAGGACAAAGGGAAGGGGAUGAGAAGUUAUAGAAAGCUUGAUGCUGAAGAGAUGACCCUACAAGAUGGUAAUGGUGCAAUAGUUGUAGCAGUUACGGAGCUGAAUUAUGUCCGCCAGAGGUAUAAUACUGGAAGCUAUAAAAACUCUGGUCCUAGUAAAUCACAACUACAAGGACCAAAGUCACAGCAGUUCAAGAGAAAGAAAGUAUCCCGCGGAGCCUGCUAUAAUUAUGGAAAGUUCGGGCAUUUCAAGUCCAAUUACCCACAAGGUGAAAAGCAGGAGAAUAAGGGAGGCUAUAAGCAUUCAGAACAAGGGGGUACUAGCAAAAGAGAAUUUUUCGGUAUGACGAAAUGCAAUGCUAUGAUGACAGAUAUCAGCGGUUGGUGGAUCGACUCCGAUAUGACUAGGCAUAUCGCAAAGGACAAGAAUGGAGUCGUAGAAUUCACCAAGCUAAAGAAAGGAGAACAUAUAAUCUAUAUGGGAAAUAAUACCUAUCUAGAUGUAGAAGGUAUUGGUUCAUAUAGAUUGGAUCUUGGGGACAACAUUCUUGUGCUCAAAUAUGUGUUCUAUGUGCCAGGAAUUUGGUGCAAUCUGAUUUCUGUUCCCAGCUUGAUAAAGAAAUGA